Molecule: messenger RNA, 935 nt
Organism: Sorghum bicolor (sorghum)
Lineage: Eukaryota; Viridiplantae; Streptophyta; Magnoliopsida; Poales; Poaceae
Exons: 2
Coding region: 102-572 (156 amino acids)
Source: RefSeq, a predicted model, not a curated record
UCGACGAAACCCCCCACACUGCCCAUAUAAUCACAUCGCGUCGGCGGGGCCAUUGGCAUUCCCACCGCGCCGCCGUCGGAUCGACUGGGGGCUCGCCGCCGAUGGGUUUCUUACGCAAGAUCGGCAGCUUCUUGGGCAUCUCGCGGGACGACGCCGACCACCCGGACUCCCCGUCCUCCGCGGCCGCCGCCGCGGAACUCCCACAUGACAGGGCUGCUGCGGCCGCGGCGGCGCACGGGGCGAGGCGGGGGUUCAGCGUCCAGGUUCCCGUCCCCGUCGAGCGGCAGGGGCCCGGGCCCGUGCUGGUGCCCUGCCCGCAGGGGGACGGCGGCGUGCAGGGUUUUAGGUGGUAUACAAGGAGGCUUAGGAUCGAUGAAGAUGGCGACGUGGCUGAUGAGUUCUUGGAUGAAAUUAUCCCAGAAGACUCGGUCAACAACAACACAAGCCCAGUCGGAAGGUUCCAAGUGAAAUAUAACACGAAACCGACUCCAGCGCUGAGGAAGCAUGUCAUUGCUGUCGACGGUGACAUCCGCCAUAGCUUGGAACACCAAGGGCAACUGCGGUGGGUGUGAGAGUCUGAGCCCAUAUGCAAUCCUGAGCUCUGAUCCAUCAAUGCGCGCUGGGCAGACGUGUGGUUGCGUGCGCACAGGAGCGGAGCGAAUGACCCAGGUUCCCCCAUCUUUGAGGUGGACCUAGAGGUAGUUCAUUGCUGAUGUGUGUAUCCAUCAUUCUUCGUUCAGUGUGUUGGUAUGCCUGAUCUCGAGGCGAUUCAGACCCCUCUGUACCACUACUAGUAGCUGUACAUUAUUGAAGACCGAACGUUUACAGAAGUGAAUGAGCCACCGCUGGACAUGUUGAAUGUGCUUGCCAUUGCUAAUGGAGCCACUGAAAUACUGAAUCCAUGCAUGGGAUGAUUUUGAUUGACCAUUCAUUCA